UCUUCUGUCAUCGAGUUCCGAAUACUUUACUUACAGAUUGUUGCUAGGGAGUAAAUUCUAUUAUCUUUUCAGUAUUAAUUAGCUAUGACGCGAACGGUUAGAUGGAGUACUUGACGUCAGCAUGCCUACUCCUGAAAAAAAAAACCCUCAGCGUGAUAGUGACGGAGAGCGAAGCGGAAAUUCCAAGGCCACGGCCAAUGGGCGGGAAGUCACCGACCCUAUAACUCAUUUUCCUGUCACUAUUCACGACAACACGUCUAUCGAACUCGAGCAAAUACCACCUUCUCGUUCAGAUUCGAAAGCGACAGAGGAUAUGACUACUGAGGAAACAGAUCAACAACGGCAUACUGAAAUGGAACGAGUUGUAUGGGAAGAGACGAACAAAGGCUGGUGGGAAGAACCCAACCACAACCGUACGCGUACCGCAUUAGUUGUUGCGAUCUCUGUUUCCAUAGGUGGAUAUACAACCCUGAUUAUAUCGAAGAUUCUACCAAGAAUAUCUACGAGGAGCACUUCUGGUGAGGGCUUUGGUAUCCUGGACAUCUAUAUUGGCGUUGUGGCGUACACGCUAUUGGCAAUAGCUGCCGGCUUUCUUGUCCUUCGUUAUGAGACCAAGGAUGAGAACAAUAAUAACCAGCAGGAGAAACCAUGGACGAAACCAUCGGCUCAAGAAAGACCAGAAUCUGCUGUCUGGCUCAACUCUUUCUUAGACACUCUAUGGCCCAUUGUGAAUCCUGCUUUAUUCACUGCGGUCUCCGACAUGCUCGAGGACUCUCUACAAGCUUCAUUGCCGAAAAUGAUUCAUGCAGUACGCGUCGCUGACAUCGGCCAAGGCUCUGAGCCUCUGCGGAUACUGGGUAUCCGAUGGCUGGAUGGAGCGGAUGCAACCCAGGCCCGCCCCGGAAUGGCUGCUGAAGAGGGCGAUUUCGUCAAUUUUGAGGUUGCAGUAGCGUAUCGCGCUACUUCUUCCAGCUCAUCUUUGAAGGGAAGAUCUGCGAAUCUACAUCUCUUGAUGCAGUUCUGGUUAACAGGCGGAAUCGUUCUUCCCGUAUGGGUAGAUAUCACUGGAAUAAUCAGUACAGCUCGAGUCAGAAUCCACCUCACUCCGAAUCCUCCGUUUUUGUCAUUGAUGACUUUGACCCUCAUGGGUCAACCAAAAGUCAAACUUACUGCCACGCCACUAGCGAAGAAUUUCCUGAACGUGAUGGACAUGCCCGGUCUUUCAGGUUGGUUACAGAAGAGCAUCGACGCCGCGAUAUCAGAAUACGUAGCUCCGCACAGCCUAAGCGUGGACUUGAAGACAGUGUUGAUGGGAAGAGAAAAAAUGGACACAGAGGCGCGUGGAGUGGUAUGGAUCACUGUCAAGUCUGCAACAGGCUUCAAGAAUGGGGAUGGUAUCGAGAUAUGGAAAAGCGAAAAUGGUCGUAAAGGCGAUGUGUAUGUGACUGCUAGCUGGGGCAAGUGGGGAAAGCCACUUUGGUCCACGAGAAUAAUCCAGAACGAAGCUCAUCCCAUAUGGGAAGAAAGUACUGCAUUGUUAGUCACCCCUUCAGAGCUGAACGCUCAAGAGAAGCUCAAACUUCAAUUAUGGGAUUCUGAUCGCUUUACUGCAGAUGAUAAUCUUGGAACCAUUGAAUUACCUUUGUUCGAUAUCAUGAAUACCUCCGAGACCUGUAAUCGGAUUGGCCAUCGGCAGGACCGUUUCCUCGCCGAAGAUGGGAGAUCCCAUUGGCCUGGAAGCCUCACCUGGUCUGUCGGGUACUUUUUCAAAACCACGCUUGAACAACAUAUGGCCAACAAAGAAGGCGAGAACGUGCAGGAUCUCAAGAGUGACAUCGCGGAAGAAGCAAAAGCCAAGCUGCGGGAAGCCGAGACUCGGAAAUAUAGCGAAAAAGCAAGUGAAGUCGAACAACAGAAGAAGCAGGAUUUACGUGAAAAGACGGAAGAGAUUGUAUCAGGCACGCCGCCAACUAGGGAAUGGCCUGCCGGUAUAUUGAGUGUGCGGAUAGAGCAGAUUACCGGUGUGGAGGUUGAUAAUCCGAGGCAGUCCGGCUCAAAGGGGACUAAGAAUGGUGAAGAUGGCGUCGAGGAAGAGGAGGGUGACGAUAUGCCUAGCCCGUAUUGCACAAUCAUCAUUAACCAUGCAAAAGUAUACAAAACAAGAACAAAGAUGAAGGCAAAUAAUCCCUAUUAUGACGCUGGAACGGAGCGAUUUAUCAAGUCUUGGCCCACUACCGUAGUCAUGAUUGCUGUCCGCGACGCUCGGAUGCACGAGGUCGAUCCACUCAUCGGUGUUGUUGUCCUACCACUUCAGCAGCUUUUUGUCAAACGUGGCAGAUCACAGAUCACCGACACGUUCCCUCUUGUCGGCGGUAUCGGCUAUGGCAGACUGAAGUGUUCUUUGGUAUUUCGCAGCGUACAGAUUCAGCCAUCUCAGGAAUAUUUUCCCAAAGCGUCAUUAGGCUGGGAUGUUGGCACACUAGAAGUCAAAUCCGAAACAAUGCGCGCAUCGGGAAGUCUUCCAGAUGACCUUAAAUCCGCGAGGAUAUUACUCCGCACCCUGUACGGUCGAGACAAAGCUCUCCCUAACAGUCUGCAUGACGGUUGGCACCAGAAGAAGGAUAGGCCGGUCCGUCUGGCAGUCAAGAAUCGGUUCGCAUCAUGUCUCCUUAUUCAGUUUCGAAAAACUGCCCUCGGGCCAGACAAGACACCUGCGUUUGGCACGUUGUGGUUGAAAGACCUUCCUGACCUCGAGGAAGUCACUGUACGAAUCUCUGUACGGCGGAAUGAGGGAAAUGCGAUGGUAAGAGGACGAUUUAAUGCUAGUGAUGAUAUCGGGGAAAAGGUCGGCGAGCUGGAGAUGCAGGUUCAAUUUUGGCCUGGGCUAAGCGGAUAUCAUCACUGGUUAGCAGAUCAGGAUCCUUCUCUUGCAGAUGUGAUGGAGGUGCUUGAUGCGGCGGAAGAAUCAGAAGAGGUAUCAAAGGAGAUGUUGUAUGAAGAAGGAUUGGACAGUGAUGCUGAACUCAUGUCUUCCUCCUCCUCUUCGUCUUCGUCAUCGCCAUCAUCGAGUAGCGAAAGUAGCGAUGUUAAAGGAGGGAGAGUGAAGAACGUGAAAACUGCAAUAAAGGACUAUAAUAGACGAAAAGGGGACUUACAUAGGAAGCAUCGUGGGCUCAUGCAAUGGGAUGCGGCCAGGAAAGUUGCGUGGAUUGGGAGGAGUACUGAGAAUGAAGCCAAAAAGUUCAAACAGAAAUUGGCGGGGAAGCUCAAGCAUGAGCAAAGGGACGGCGGAAUGGAAAAAGAAGUUUGAUUGUUGGGUCUUCAGAGCUUCAGCUCUGACAGACUAUUUGCCAACGAAUAAUUCAAUUUGUAA
Messenger RNA from Lentinula edodes (shiitake mushroom), 3373 nucleotides. RefSeq lists its product as uncharacterized. Bases 122 to 3310 code for a protein of 1062 amino acids. NCBI's taxonomy places the organism in Eukaryota, Fungi, Basidiomycota, Agaricomycetes, Agaricales, Omphalotaceae. Gene Ontology annotation, molecular function: lipid binding. The transcript has 7 exons. The record is from RefSeq and is a predicted model, not a curated record.